AUGGGUGCACACAACUUUCGUGAUUUGCACUUACAAAAACAUCAGUGGCAUAGUUUGCAACCUAAAUACUCGUACACUCUUGAUAUGUUCAAAGAGAACAAUCAAUUCGACAAUUUACAGCAGGGACGCAAAACCGAAGAACAAUGUGUUCAAGAAAAUGUAAUGUUCGAGAGAAAGCAGUUUAACGCAGAAGCAUAUACUCCUUUCAUACAAAGGCGAGGAAUUAUAUAUAGUCUGUCUGAUAAAGUUAUCAGGCUCUACCGAAAAGACACAACCAAGUAUGUAAUACAUCAGACCACGAAUAACACGUCAGGAACAAAUUGCCAUAAAGAGAGACAGGAGGUGCAUAACCACGAAUUGUGUGUAAUUACAGAUGAAGAAGUAGAAAUGGAAAUGUUCAUAUCGCCCUUCAUGAUGCUUCUGGAUGAAUGCAAAGAGCAAUAG
Messenger RNA from Plasmodium inui San Antonio 1, 444 nucleotides. RefSeq lists its product as hypothetical. The record is from RefSeq and is a predicted model, not a curated record. NCBI's taxonomy places the organism in Eukaryota, Apicomplexa, Aconoidasida, Haemosporida, Plasmodiidae. The coding region runs from base 1 to 444 and encodes 147 amino acids. The transcript has 2 exons.